Messenger RNA from Helobdella robusta, 1327 nucleotides. RefSeq lists its product as hypothetical. The transcript is spliced from 7 exons. The record is from RefSeq and is a predicted model, not a curated record. Lineage: Eukaryota; Metazoa; Annelida; Clitellata; Rhynchobdellida; Glossiphoniidae. The coding region runs from base 1 to 774 and encodes 257 amino acids.
AUGGAACCUAAUUCAGAUUUGGAGUUUGCGUUGAAACUUCAGAGGGAAGAAGAGAGCUUGGCAAAUGAUUCUCUUUUGGCCUCACAAUUACAGGAAGAAUAUGAUGAAGAGUUGAGACAUGAAAUGAGGAGUGUCAGAUCCAACAACAACAACAACAAUAAUAAUAACAACAACAAUAAUAACAAUAACAACAACAGUAAUAAUAAUGCCACUCGCGAAGGUGAGGGCCGACCGUACGCCCUCAGAUCGAACGUUGCAUCCAGAGGUGGUGCCAGGUUCCCGAGAAUGUUUCAGCACCCACCUCCACGAGAUGAGGAAGAGAGGGAGGAGGAGGAGGAGGAAGAGGAAGAGCAGAGUGGCAGGAGGAAUCUUCGAAUGUAUGAUAACAUCGAAAUAAUAGAGCUACAGGAUACGUCCUUCACUGGGGAUUACGACGCUCUCUGGGAGAUAUCGGAGGAGAUAGGUGAGGUGCUACCGCGGGGGAUGAAUCGAAACCAGAUCAAUUCCCUGCCCACGUCAAGGUUCACGGACCACAACUCCGGCGACCAUCGCGCAAGUACCCGUCAGAGGUCACGAGGUCAGCACAACCAGUCGAGUAACGAGAACAGAAAUUGUUUGAUCUGCCUGUCCGAUUACGAGCACGAUGAUGAGUUGAGGACGCUUCCCUGCCUCCACAGGUUUCAUAAGAACUGCAUUGAUCAGUGGAUUCAGAGCAAUGCUGUCUGCCCGAUAUGCAGAGUUCAAAUAGUUGAACAGCUGAUAAAUCAAGAAUAAUAUAUAUAUAUAUAUAUAUAUGUGUGUGUGUGUGUGUGUGUGUGUGUGUGUGUGUGUGUGUGUGUGUGUAACGUGUGUGUGUGUUGAGUGUGUAACGUGUGUUUUUGUUGUUUUUGCCCCUUCCGGUGUGUUUGUGUGUGUGUGUGAGAGAGAGUGAGAGUGCGCGUUUUUUCCAAUAAAUACUCAUAUAAUAUACAUCUCUGGGCGUGUGUAUGUGUUUACAUGUGCACGUCUGUGUGUGUUUACACGCAUAUACAAUCAAGAUCGACUUAAUUUAUUUUCACCAGUUUUUUGAUGCAAUACGUCGUUUCAAUCAUUUCCCUUAUACUGAAUUCGUCAUAAAUAUAUUUUUUUAUUAUCAUAUAUGCUUGUUUGUGUGUUUGCGUGUGUUUGUUUGUGUGUGUGUGUGUGUGUGUGUGUGUACGUGUGUGUGUGUGCACACCUUCACAAAAUUGAAUAAAAACUGAUUUCCGUUUGAGUUAAAUAAUUUUCAUUCUUGAUCUGCUUUGUCAGUUUCACCGCUAUUUAUUUUAUUCACUUAUUUAUUUUUUAA